This is a messenger RNA of Caenorhabditis sp. 36 PRJEB53466, 1741 nucleotides long. The record is from the annotation of a GenBank genome assembly. NCBI's taxonomy places the organism in Eukaryota, Metazoa, Nematoda, Chromadorea, Rhabditida, Rhabditidae.
AUGUGGCUCUUCUUCUUCGCCAAUCUAUUCCUUUCAGUUUCUUCUGAUACAACCACGUGCCCCUCUGGCUUUUCCCUUUUGAGUACUGGACAGAAAUGCGUGCGUCUCUUCACAGACGUCGCCAAACAUGCAGAUGCUGCCGCCAAUUGCAGUUCUUAUGGAGGUCACCUGAUAUCAGUACUCAAUGCUAUUGAUAACAGAGCUAUUGUCGGUCUAGCUGCCACUUCUACAACUCCAUAUUGGCUGGGAAUCAAAUGCUCCUUAUCCGGAAGUGCUGCUUCAUGUCUUUGGGAUGAUCAGAGUGGAAACGCGGGAACUUACAAUGCUUUUGCUACUGGUAUUAAAACAUAAAAUCAACAGUAUUGUAAUAAUAUUACAAAUUUAUAGGAUACCCUCUCGUGGAAGUGGGCCAGUGCGUGUACGUGCCAACCUCUGGUUCCCUCGCUGGAAAAUGGCUGAGCGGUGACUGCAACAACAUGAAUCUCAACUAUAUCUGCGAAGCAUCCACCACCCCGAUCACUGACACUUGCACCUUUCAGUAUAACGGCUACUGUUACUAUCCAACGCUCUCUUCGUUGUCAGAACAGGAAGCACAAUAUUCUUGUCAGCAAGCAUGUUCUGACCUUGUAUCGAUCCAUUCUAAGGAGGAGAACGACUACGUGAAAACGUUGUUUAGUAAUAAUGCUCCAACUUACAUUAGAAUCGGAGCAACCACUAACGACAACAAUCAGAAUUCGUGGAUUGAUGGCACUAACUGGGAUUACGCUAACAUCGGAUAUUUUGACACUAAAAUCGGAUUUUGCUGGAGUAUGGCUCUGAAAGAUGAUAUUAUCUCGACUGGAAAGUGGAUCAGCAGUCUGUGCGACACCUCGGUACCGUUCGUUUGUAAGAAAAAGGUUGGUCAGCAGUGCGGAACUACAUCGGGACCAACUUUGGCGCCAGGACAGUGCAAUGCUCCAAUGUUCUACGACAACUCUGGAACUGUAAGUGCUUUCUACUUGGAGUGUUUUUCUAGUUCUAAUCCGAAAUUCUUUAGUUCUACUCUCCAAACUGGCCGUAUACCUACGUUGGCGAGCAGAAUCAUUGCAACUAUGUGCUUGACACCCCAGUCGGCUCUUUGGCACAAAUUCAAUUUCCAGUUAUGAACUUGGACAAUCAAGCUUCGAUUUCUGUGUACAGUCGCAUCGAGGACACCACUCCGAUCGUGGUGUUCCAGGGGAACUCGGCGAGCAACAAUUGGUACAACUCGACGACGAACACGAUGAAAGUGGUGUUCCGUCCAUGCGUCAGCAAUUGCCAAACUGAUGGAUUGUUCAGAUGGCAGGCCAAUUUCCAGCCAUCAAACCAAGUCACAACACUUUCUCCUCCAGUCUCAGUGACCCCCGACGCCAACAACCCGUCUGGAUGUAACGCGACCAUUCUCUCCGCUCCUGGGCUCAUCACUUCUCCUAACUACCCCAACUUUUAUACGAACUUCCUCAACUGCAUGUACCACUUGUCCACUUUGGGAGGAUAUCGCAUCCGGCUCGACUUCAACCAGAUCGACACCGAACAGUGCUGCGACAACAUCAUCGUCCACGACGGACCAUUUCUGAGCAGUCCCGAGCUGGGAAGAGUUAGUGGAAGCUGGCCCGCGCACAGCAAAAUCUUCCAGUCUACAUCCAAUUCUAUGCUCGUGACGUUCACAACUGACGCUUCCGGACAGGCUUCAGGAUUCAGUGCCAACUUUGGAGCAUACUAG